Messenger RNA from Humulus lupulus (European hop), 861 nucleotides. RefSeq lists its product as uncharacterized. The coding region runs from base 1 to 861 and encodes 286 amino acids. NCBI's taxonomy places the organism in Eukaryota, Viridiplantae, Streptophyta, Magnoliopsida, Rosales, Cannabaceae. The record is from RefSeq and is a predicted model, not a curated record. The transcript has a single exon.
AUGAGUUGGAAUGUCAGGGGGAUCAACAGCCAGCAUAAGCAAUCAGUAGUUAAAAAUUUAAUUUGUUCUAGGCGGGUUGGUUUGGUGGGUCUCCUUGAAACGAAGAUUAAGGCUGCUAAUUUAGGAGCUCUUUAUCUUCGGGUGUUCUCCGGUUGGUGCUUUACUUCGAAUAAUGCGUGGCAUGAGAGUGGCCGCAUUGUUGUUAGCUGGAAUCUACUCAUGUUUAAUGUAGAUAUUUUACAGUGUUCUAGUCAGUUGAUUCAUUUACAUGUCAGUUCAACCUCUAAUAAGGACAACUUCCAUGUUACUUUUGUUUAUGGUAUGAAUGAUGAGGGAGGAAGGAGUAUAUUUUGGAAGGAAUUACAGGACCUGCCUAUGACUUCUCCUUGGAUCGUUCUAGGUGAUUUUAAUGACAUUUUAUCUGAGGAAAGGAUUGGUGCUCGGGUUAAGUAUAAAUCUUCUCAAGCUUUUCAGAGAUGUAUUGCAGCUUGCUAUUUGGAGGAUAUAAAGUAUAGUGGGAACCUUUAUACUUGGAGCAAUAAAAAAAAGGGUCAAGAUAGAAUUUAUUCGAAAUUAGACCGAGUUUUGGCUAAUCAACAGUGGCUAGAUGCUUUCCCUGUAGCGGAGGUUCACUUUUUGAAUGAGGGAAUUUUUGACCACUCUCCAGCUAUUUUAACAGUGUACCCUGAUCUGAUUUCAGGUAGGAAACCUUUCAAGUACUUUCGAAUGUGGAAGUCUUUUUCUGGUUAUCAAAAUCUGGUUCAUGCUGAUUGGAGUAGGCCUAUUGAUGGCACAAUGAUGUAUAGGGCAGUUCAGAAGCUCAAGCGUCUUAAGGACACAUUGCGGACAAUUAAUAAAUAA